Molecule: messenger RNA, 5163 nt
Organism: Fraxinus pennsylvanica
Lineage: Eukaryota; Viridiplantae; Streptophyta; Magnoliopsida; Lamiales; Oleaceae
Source: the annotation of a GenBank genome assembly
AUGGAAAAUCAGAGAAAAACGUGCUUCGGGUGCCUUCAACGCCGAAUUGAAGAUGAUUUCAAUGGCAAACUAACCUUCCUUUAUGGCCUAUCCAAUUCCCCUCUCCCUUUCGGCUCAUCCGCCGUCGUUCAGAUGUCCAGUUCCAGUGGAGCGGCUUCACCACGAUUCACAUUGAAUUAUAUGCCUUAUUGCAAAGAUGAUUGCUUGGCUAAAUACAUUGACGAGCGUUGUCCAAAAGAAACUGGAGGUGGUAUUGGCUGUACAAGAGAUCAAAGGUUGCUGGAAUUAAAGCAAGACCAUGCAGAGGUCAGUGUUGGAAUUUCCGGUGAAAAAUCUACUUCAUUAGAUUCUGAAUCUCAGUAUAUCUCUAAUGAUGGCAGAAAUAUAUUCCUUUUUGGGCCAGGAUGUGAAAUUUCAACUUGUAGAUUCUCCAGUUGUUUUAAUUGCUCAAGGACAAUUACUUCAUUGACUCCAACUGCUCAGAUUGGCAAUGCUUCCUAUGAAUUAUUUGAAGAGCUAGCUUCAGUUUUUGUAUCUGGCUCAGUUGAAGAUCACAUUUUGCAUUCACUUAGUCUCCUAAUAGAAGGAAAGGCUGCCGGACGAGAUGGCGUAAACUUUCUUAGUUUGGUUGGGUUACCAUCAUUUGAGGAGAACGGUUUUCCUGGAUGCAUAAGACACCCAAACAUUAUUCCUAUUUUAGGAAUGCUAAAGUUACGUAGUCAAAUUAUUUUAGCACUCCCAAAGACUCCAUAUACCCUGGAAAACAUUUUACACUAUAGCCCUGGUGCUGUAGAGUCUGACUGGCAUGUGAAAAUUUUAAUCUACCAGAUACUUUCUGCUCUGGCUUACAUGCAUGGAUUGGGGGUUGCUCAUGGUAAUCUAUGCCCAUCCAACAUAUUGUUGACUGAAUCUUCUUGGUGUUGGCUACAAUUUGGUGAGAAACAGCUGCUAAACUCCAAGGUGAAUCCAACAAGUGAAGAAUACUAUUAUCCUUCCAAUGGUGGUGUUUGUUUCGAAGGAUGCUCUUCUUAUGGACUUUUUGCUGAUUUAAAGCUCUCUGAAACUAUGGAUUGGCAUUCUAGUUUCGAUAGCUGGUGGAAGGGAGAGUUGAGUAAUUUUGAAUAUCUGCUCAUUUUGAACAGAUUAGCAGGGAGAAGGUGGGGUGACCACACAUUUUAUACUGUCAUGCCCUGGGUUGUAGAUUUUAGUGUGAAACCUGAUGAAAAUAGUGAUGCUGGGUGGAGAGAUCUAAGCAAGAGCAAGUGGCGCUUGGCAAAAGGUGAUGAACAGUUAGACUUUACUUACUCAACAUCUGAAAUUCCACAUCAUGUGUCAGAUGAAUGCCUCUCAGAACUGGCUGUUUGCAGUUAUAAAGCUAGAAGAUUGCCUUUGAGUGUAUUGCGAAUAGCUGUUCGUUCAGUUUAUGAACCAAAUGAGUAUCCUUCUAACAUGCAAAGAUUAUAUCAAUGGACCCCUGAUGAGUGCAUUCCUGAAUUUUAUUGUGAUCCACGCAUAUUUUAUUCACUGCAUUCUGGCAUGCCCGAUUUGGCUGUACCUUCAUGGGCGGGCACUCCAGAAGAGUUCGUUAAGUUGCACAGAGAUGCUCUAGAAAGCAACCGUGUUUCACGCCUAAUACAUCAUUGGAUUGAUGUUACCUUUGGCUAUAAAAUGUCAGGUCAGGCUGCUAUUGCUGCCAAGAAUGUAAUGUUGCCCACAUCAGCUUCCACAAUGCGCAGGUCAACAGGACGCCGUCAACUCUUUACUCGACCUCACCCUCCACGUAGAACUAUUACCAGGGGAACUCGUGAGCAAAACAAUAGUUUAGCUAAAUUAAACAAUCUUGUGGGUGUGCAAGCUCUGCCUAUUGAAACCAAUAUACAUGAAUUGGAAGAAGCAGCAUCAUUUUGUGAGAAUUCAUGGCAUUUGAGUCCUCUCCACAAUGUUUAUUCAAAUGAGUGUUUGAAAGGUGUCUCCUCAAUGGAAGAUCAUUUUAGGCACAGUUCUGUAAAGAUUGAAUCUAGAGAGCCUAAUCAAAGAAUUCAUGGAGGGAGCUCAACUAUUGAUGUAAAUUUUCUUCUUGAAAAUGUCGAGUUGGAUGAUCACAAUUCUAUGGGAUAUCAAGAACUAUUUCUCUGGAGGCAAACAGCUUCCUGCUCAAAGAUUUCUUCCAAACACAUUGCAGAUGAUAUAUUUGCUGUUGGGUGUAUUUUAGCUGAACUUCAGUUGAGGAAGCCAGUUUUUGAUCCAAACUCAUUACAUUUGUACUUGGAAAGUGGUCUCUUACCAAGAUCCAUGCAAGAACUCCCCCAUCAUACACAAAUCUUUGUUGAAGCCUGCAUUCAGAGGGAAUGGAAUAGGAGGCCUUCUGCUCAGUGCCUUUUGGAAUCUCCAUACUUCCCACAAUCAGUCAAGUCGUCAUACUUGUUUUUGGCCCCAUUUCACCUUCUGGCAAAAGAUGAAUCCCGCCUUCGUUAUGCUGCAACUUUUGCAAAACAAGGAGCUUUCAAAGCAAUGGGCACAUUUGGUACGGAAAUGUGUGCUCCUUAUUGCUUACCACUUGUACUGACUCCCAUCUCAGAUACCGAAGCUGAAUGGGCUUAUAUAUUGCUUACUGAAUUCCUAAAGUGUCUAAAUCUAGAAGCAGUGAAAAAACUUAUUGUACCAUCUAUUCAGAAAAUUCUACAGGCUACAGUCUGUUCACGUUUGAAGGUUUCUCUUCUUCAAGGCUCGUUUAUGCAGGAGAUAUGGAACCGCAUAGGUAAACAAGCAUAUCUGGAGACAAUACAUCCGCUUAUAAUAUCAAACCUAUGUGUUGCUCCUCAUAAGAGUUCAGCUGCUGCUGCCGCUGUCCUACUGAUUGGAUCAAGUGAAGAACUUGGUGUACCAAUUACAGUUUAUCAGACAAUUUUGCCUCUGAUACUCUAUUUUGGGAAAGGAAUAUGCAACGAUGGCGUUGAUGUGGUGAUUAGAAUUGGUGGUCUUUUUGGAGAAAACUUCAUCAUGAAACAUAUUCUUCCGCUAUUACGAAACUUCAUUCUUUCUUGCAUCUAUAAUUCACAUGCGAAUAAGCCUGAACCUGUGCAGAGCUGGGGUUCUUUGGCAUUAAUAGAUUGUCUGGCAACAUUAGAUGGCCUUGUUCCAGUGUUGCCGAAGGACAUGAUUGUCAAGGAGCUGAUUGAAGAAGGAAAUUGCCUAUAUGUCAAGAUUCUCAUGAACAAGGAUGCAGAAAAUCGGGUGCUUCAGGGUGCUGCUAAGAGUCUUAUCAGGGUUUGUCUGCAGAUUGGGCCAGAUCUAACAGCAUUGCAUGUCCUUCCAAAACUAAAGGAAUUAUUUGACGAGCUUGCUUUUUCACAGGGAAAAGAUAACCAUUCUAUUCAAUUCAGAGGAAGCCUAAAGGGACCUAGAAUGAAAGUGGACGAGGAAGAAUGUAUUGAAAGCCGCAUGGACCUUGUGUUACUUCUGUAUCCAACAUUUGCUUCUCUACUUGGAAUAGAGACACUUCGCCAGUGUUGUGCCACAUGGUUACUUCUUGAGAAAUUCCUUUUAAGGAAUCACAAUUGGAAGUGGGAGCAUGCAGGGGAGCCAUCUAAAAGUAGUUCGGAGAAUGUAAAUGGUAGAAGACCCACUUUCAACAAGGGCCUAUCUACCAACAACACACCUGCUAAACUCUUGCUCAAUGGGGUUGGAUGGUCAACAUCACAAUCACAAGGAAAAAGAGGCUCUAAAAACUUCCUACAGAAUAAACAUUUGUCUGCACACCAUCAAAAUCUGUCUGUAAACCAUCAAAAUCUAACUGAGAGCAGUAUCACAAGCUCAAAUUCAGGAAUUCAGGAACCUUGGUAUUGGUUCCCUAGUCCAGCAGCUAGUUGGAAUGAACUCGACUUCACUGGCCGUGCUGGUGGCCCAAAGGAUGAACUUCCAUGGAAGAUAAGAGCAUCUAUCAUACAAUCUAUACGUGCUCAUCAUGGAGCUCUGAGAUCUUUUGCUGUUUGCCAAGACGAGUGUACAGUUUUCACUGCAGGAAUUGGACCAGGAUUUAAAGGAACCAUUCAGAAGUGGGAGCUGUCAAGAGUUGACUGUGUCUCUGGCUAUAAUGGCCAUGAAGAGGUUGUGAACGACAUUUGUGUUUUAUCAUCCUCUGGAAGGGUAGCUUCUUGUGAUGGAACAAUACAUAUAUGGAAUGGACAAACGGGGAAACUAGUUUCUGUUUUUACUGAGAGCUCUUUAGCCUCCACAACAAUGAUAGAUAGAGAUGAAAAUAUGCUUCACUUUAAUCCAUUAUCGAGUGGUAUGUUGAGUACUGCAUUCCAUGGGAGUUCGUACACUACUAUGCAUCACUUGGAAUUUGUUGAUAGACUGGUUGUGGGCACUGGAAAUGGAUCUCUUAGGUUUAUUGAUGUCAACCAAGGUCAGAAACUUCAUCUAUGGAGGACUGAAUCUAUGGAUUCCAAUUUCCCUUCUCUGAUAUCAUCAAUUUGCUCAUGUGGUUCUGCCAAAUUGCACCCUGAUGAAAGUGUUUCCUCCCCAUCGUGGAUUGCAGCUGCAUCAAGUACUGGUUAUUGCAGGCUCUUUGACAUGAGAAGUGGAAAAAUCAUUUCCUAUUGGCAGGCUCAUGAUGGAUAUGUGACGAAGUUAGCUGCAGUAGCAGACCAUCUACUUGUUUCCAGCUCCCUAGACAAAACUUUACGAGUUUGGGAUUUGAGAAGGAAUUGGGCAUCAGAACCCUUACUUUUCAGAGGUUAUAAUGACGGCAUUUCUGGUUUCUCAGUUUGGGGACAAGAUGUUAUUUCAAUAUGCAGGAACAAAAUUGGGCUUUCAUCAUUAGCUACUAGCUCUGCAGAUGAGGAUGGGCAGUAUAGUGUCACUCCUGAGCAUCUCUAUAUGGCAGAUAGGGAAUCAAAAAACAUGUCUAUGUUAUCAGCUAUUAGCAUACUACCUUCUUCUCGGUUGUUUCUUGUUGGGUUUAGCGUGCCCAACUGUGGAGAUCUGAAAUUGAACAUAGAUGCUGCUGUCUGCAUAGGGAUGGACCAUACUGGGGUUGGCGGGAUAAUUCAGGAGCAUAAUGGAUUGGCUGUGGCAGCAUGGUCGAGAGCUGUUGCUGGCAGUUUUUCAACAGCGGAUGCGGAGACCAUUGCUUUCAGGGAAGACUCAAUUCUGGCCUAA